AUGAAGCACCAGCUUGGUUGUUGUGCAUUCAACGCCUCAGAAAUAUUUUCAUCAAAUCUCGACGCUGGCACCUAUAUGGCCACUAGCUAUUUUUAUGGCUAUUUAAAGAUUGUGCUUCCAGCAAGGGGAGGAAUCGAAAGAGCUGGAAUUUUCACUGCACUGGAGGAGUACGAGGCCACACAUUCUAUAAAAAUUCCAGUAAAAAAGUUAUUUAUACUUAUUCCAUCUUCGACUUACAUACCAGCAGAUUUGAAAGAAAUUUCCGAUAACUGGAUGGAAUCCAAGGGGUUGUUGAAUACCAUAACUCUCGACAGGGCAGGUGUAAUCAAUCGCACCUACCACAAUACCAUUUACCAAAUUCAUUCAGAAGGACCUAAUGUAACGAGUCUAAGUUCCAAAUCCGUUUAUCUUGCCGUUGAAGGGGCUACCCCUUUAAAGACAUUCUUGGAAGUGCAGGAUCAAUCGCACAGAUAUGCUCCUGUGUAUAUAAAAUACAAGAAACAGAUAAUACAAAAUUUUUACGAGGCUCUGCAAAAUCUACUUAAUGACAAUCCUGACUGUAAAGAUUAUGUUGAGCUGGUUUAUUACAAAGAUAUCGUUGACAAUAAACGUGUUAAUGUAGCACAUAUACUAUUGGAAACAAUUGCGAAAAUUCAAAAACUUUAA
This is a messenger RNA of Copidosoma floridanum, 666 nucleotides long. Its product is annotated as sting. NCBI's taxonomy places the organism in Eukaryota, Metazoa, Arthropoda, Insecta, Hymenoptera, Encyrtidae. Gene Ontology annotation, molecular function: 2',3'-cyclic GMP-AMP binding; cyclic-di-GMP binding. Gene Ontology annotation, cellular component: endoplasmic reticulum membrane; autophagosome. Gene Ontology annotation, biological process: positive regulation of type I interferon production; reticulophagy; positive regulation of macroautophagy. The record is from RefSeq and is a predicted model, not a curated record.